AUGAGCGAAACUAUUAGAUUUAUCACACAAAAGCUGAAUGCUGAGCCAUUUAAUAAGUCUUUCAACCUAAUCAGCUUUGAUUCUAUUGAAUCCAUUCAGUUGUUGCAAUUGGUGAAUGACAGGAGUCGGCAGAUCAAACGGCUUACAUUCCGCAAAGGCCUCGUUACAGGCGAUAAGCUUGUGCUUUAUCCUAUUCUCGAGUGGCUACUUCAAAGAAUUCCGGAACUCAAAAAGCGUGCUUAUCUUGCAAAGUUUCUUGUCAAGAUCCAAGUUCCUGACAUGUUCAUGCAAGACGACGAGAUUUCUGCUUUAUACCAACAAUAUGAAAGCCUAAUGGAUACUUUCAAAGAGGCGCACAAAAAGGUCGAAUCUUUGAAAACAGGUGGUCUUUCUACUGCUGAAGUAAAAAGAGAUAUAGUGGCAAUGCAAGAUGAGAAAGACCAGCUUCAUAAGAGAGUCGAUCGGAUGAAGAAAAAGGUGAGCUUAUUUUAA
Messenger RNA from Echinostoma caproni, 492 nucleotides. The record is from the annotation of a GenBank genome assembly. Lineage: Eukaryota; Metazoa; Platyhelminthes; Trematoda; Plagiorchiida; Echinostomatidae.